Molecule: messenger RNA, 6796 nt
Organism: Chlorocebus sabaeus (green monkey)
Lineage: Eukaryota; Metazoa; Chordata; Mammalia; Primates; Cercopithecidae
Gene: ATG9B
Product: autophagy related 9B
Biological process (GO): protein localization to phagophore assembly site; reticulophagy; piecemeal microautophagy of the nucleus
Cellular component (GO): phagophore assembly site; autophagosome
Source: RefSeq, a predicted model, not a curated record
CCAAAGUGCUAGGAUUACAGGUGUAAGCCAACAUGCCUGGCCCCUUUACUUCUUCUUUUCUAUUUUGGUCACAAAACAUUUCCCUGCUGAUCACUGUAGUGUGUGUGUGGAGGGAAGUGGGGGAGGUACACUCUUAAGAAACAAAAUAGUUAACAUCUUGGCCCUAAGAUUUGUUGUAGAGAUGGAGUCUUCUCAUUCUGUUUCCCAGGCUGGUCUCGAACUCCUGGCCUCAAGCAAUCCUCUUUCCUCAGCUUCCCAAAGUACUGAGAUAGAUUACAAGUGUGAGGCACUGCACCCAGCUACAAUCUUUUAAUAGGAUAUUUUUGGGGGGGAGUGGGGGGGCAGGCUCUUUCCCAGGUGGGAGUGCAGUGGCUAGAUCUAGCUCACUGUAACCCAUACUGUUCCAGUGUAACCUGCACCAAGCCAUCCUCCCACCUCAGUCUCCUGAGUAGCUGGGAACACAAGCACAUACCACCACACCUGGCUCUAACACGACUUUGCUUUUUGCUUUUGUCAUUUUGGCUGCUGUUGUUUUUAUCUUUCAUUCAUUCAAGAUCGGAAGAUGGAGAUAAUAGGAAUCUUCUCAUCUCAAUGUGCUCUUUAGCCUCUUACUCUUAAACUGAUGCCCCUCUCAGGCCUUGAGGGAUUUGGCCUCAGGUUGCCCUGGAAGGGGUGUGAGUGAUGAGACAGGUGACUGAGAGCUGGGACGCCUGAGGCCUGCCUAGGCUGAGUCACCUAGUAUUGUUGUUGUCAUUGUUCCUGUUGAAGUCCCAGCUCAGCGUCACAGACCUUUGUGGAAGCAGCAACAGCUCCCAUCCUUCCAACCUUUCUGGAGAAGCCGUGGCCUGAUGGUGAGCCAAAUGGGCUGGAGGGGGAGAAGAGGGCGACUGGGGCGGUGGGGAGACCUGGGGCCUGGAUCAGUGCCCCUGCUCCCCAUGCCACUGCCACCUCCUCCUCCUCCUUCAUGCUGGGGAUCUGGGGGAGGGAGGAUCUCCAUCUUCUCUCUGUCCCCUGCCCCUCAUACAAGAAGCUCCCCCUCCUCAUUUUCCCCUCCCACCCCAAGGCCCCCUUGCUCAGUGCUACAGGGGACAGGGGCUCAGCCUUGCCACAGUGCUCUCCCCACCCCAGCCACCCCCCCAACACAGGCUCAACCUGCAAUGACACCUGCCUCUGCAUCUCCCUCCUGGGGAUCCCACUCUACCCCACCUCUGGCCUCGGCAACUCCCCCUCCCUCACACCAGUGCCCCCAGGACUCUCCUGGGCUGCGGGUAGGCCCUUUGAUCCCUGAACAGGAUUAUGAGCGGCUGGAGGACUGUGACCCUGAGGGGUCCCAAGACUCACCCAUCCACGGGGAGGAGCAACAACCCCUGCUUCAUGUCCCUGAAGGGCUCUGCGGCUCCUGGCAUCACAUCCAGAACCUGGACAGCUUCUUCACCAAGAUCUACAGCUACCACCAGCGGAAUGGCUUUGCCUGCAUCCUGCUGGAGGAUGUCUUCCAGUUGGGACAAUUCAUUUUCAUUGUCACCUUCACAACCUUCCUCCUUCAAUGUGUGGAUUACAAUGUUCUCUUUGCCAACCCACCAAGUAACCGUACGAGACCCGGGCCGUUCCACAGCAAAGUGACCUUGUCAGAUGCCAUCCUACCCUCAGCCCAGUGUGCUGAGAGGAUCCGCUCCAGCCCGCUGCUCGUCCUCCUCCUGGUCCUGGCUGCGGGCUUCUGGCUGGUCCAACUGCUUCGCUCAGUCUGCAACCUCUUCAGCUACUGGGACAUCCAGGUGUUUUACAGGGAGGCCCUGCACAUCCCCCCGGAGGAGCUGAGCUCGAUUCCCUGGGCAGAGGUGCAGUCCCGCCUCUUGGUGCUGCAGCAGAGCGGGGGCCUGUGCGUGCAGCCGCGGCCCCUGACGGAGCUGGACGUCCACCACCGCAUCCUGCGCUACACCAACUACCAGGUGGCGCUGGCCAACAAGGGCCUGCUGCCGGCCCGCUGCCCGCUACCCUGGGGAGGCAGUGCCGCUUUCCUCAGCCGCGGCCUGGCGCUCAAUGUCGACCUGCUGCUCUUCCGCGGUCCCUUCUCGCUCUUCCGCGGGGGCUGGGAGCUGCCGCACGCCUACAAGCGCAGCGACCAGCGGGGCGCCCUGGCAGCGCGCUGGGGGCGCACAGUGCUGCUGCUGGCCGCCCUGAACCUGGCGUUGAGCCCACUGGUGUUGGCCUGGCAGGUGCUGCACGCCUUCUAUAGCCACGUGGAGCUGCUGCGGCGCGAGCCCGGCGCGCUUGGGGCGCGCGGCUGGUCCCGCCUGGCGCGCUUGCAGCUGCGCCACUUCAACGAGCUGCCGCACGAGCUGCGCGCGCGCCUGGCGCGCGCCUACCGCCCCGCAGCCGCCUUCCUGCGCACCGCUGCGCCCCCCGCGCCCCUGCGCGCGCUGCUGGCCCGCCAGAUCGUUUUCUUCGCGGGCGCACUCUUCGCCGCGCUGCUUGUGCUCACUGUCUACGACGAGGACGUGCUGGCCGUGGAGCACGUGCUCACCGCCAUGACCGCGCUCGGGGUCACCGCCACCGUGGCCAGGUCUUUCAUUCCCGAAGAGCAGUGCCAGGGUCGUGCGCCGCAGCUUCUACUGCAGACCGCCCUGGCCCACAUGCACUACCUCCCAGAGGAGCCUGGCCCCGGUGGCAGGGACCGCGCGUACCGGCAGAUGGCGCAGCUGCUGCAGUACCGAGCGGUCUCCCUCUUGGAGGAGCUCCUGUCCCCGCUCCUCACCCCGCUGUUUCUGCUUUUCUGGUUCCGCCCUCGUGCCCUGGAGAUUAUCGACUUUUUUCAUCACUUCACUGUGGAUGUGGCUGGGGUUGGGGACAUCUGUUCCUUUGCCCUUAUGGAUGUGAAGCGCCACGGCCACCCUCAGUGGCUCUCAGCGGGACAGACUGAGGCCUCGCUGUUUCAGCGUGCGGAGGAUGGCAAGACUGAGCUUUCUUUGAUGCGGUUCUCCCUGGCGCAUCCACUCUGGCGCCCCCCAGGGCACAGCUCUAAGUUUCUUGGGCACCUCUGGGGCCGAGUACAACAAGAUGCAGCUGCCUGGGGCGCCACCUCGGCUCGCAGCCCCCCCACCCCGGGGGUGCUCAGCAAUUGCACCUCGCCCCUGCCUGAGGCCUUCCUGGCCAACCUCUUCGUGCACCCUCUCCUGCCUCCGAGGGAUCUGAGCCCGACAGCCCCCUGUCCAGCUGCAGCCACAGCCAGCCUCCUUGCCUCUAUUUCCCGAAUUGCCCAGGACCCCAGCUCUGUGUCCCCAGGAGGCACUGGGGGCCAGAAGCCGGCCCAGCUCCCAGAACUUGCUUCUGCUGAGAUGAGUCUCCAUGCCAUCUACCUGCACCAGCUUCACCAGCAGCAGCAGCAGGAGCCGUGGGGCGAGGCUGCAGCCUCCGUCCUGUCCAGGCCCUACUCCAGCCCCUCACAGCCACCCUCGCCUGAUGAGGAGAAGCCAUCCUGGUCAAGUGAUGGCUCCAGUCCUGCCUCCAGCCCCAGACAACAGUGGGGAACCCAGAGGGCCCGGAAUCUGUUCCCUGGAGGGUUUCAGGCGACAACAGACACCCAGAAGGAGCCUGACGAGGCCUCUUGCACUGACUGAGACGACUCCUCAGGGUACCCUGGCUUCUGCAGCCACAGGAGAUUGGAGGGUGGAGUGGAAGAACACAAGGAGCCAUUGCUAGAGGCCCCAUAGAUGACAGGCCCAGGUGCUUUAGUUGGGCAGCACCUGGGAGUCAGUGAGGAACUCGCCCUGAGAACAGAGAAAAGGUAGGAGAGGAGAUGCUGAUGGCAUCUGGAAACAAGUCUUAGAGAUGGUCCCCACUCGGAAGGGAUAAGGGGAGACACCCCCAACUGCAGUGUGUCCUGGAGCAGUUGCCUGGGAAGAAGUCCUCGAGUUUCCUCAAGGUAGGGGACGGAGGUCAAGGAUGAGGCCAAGCUACAUGGAAGGGUGACAGUGAGGCAGGUGGGCUUUAAGGCUGUGGAUUUGUCACACUGGCGGCUGCCAGCGCACUUUCAGUUCCCUGGGGCUUGCAGGGGAUGGGGACUUGUGAGUGGAAAGACGAGAGGGCUGAUGUUUUUGGACUUCAGCAUGGGUGUGAUGUCUGAGGAAGUGGGUGUGGCUUCCCAUCCUGUAUGAAAUAAGCAGUAAAGCUUGCUCACAGCUGUUGCACAUCUCUGUGACUCUUGUUUCUGGCAGCCCCCACUCCUGGCAGCUGAGUGCUGCACCUGCCUUCUCGAUCACCAGCCUGAGAACUGCACGGGAGAGCAGCCCAGACUGGCUGGAAACCAUGUUUUUAGAGAGCAGGGUCAAGUGGCAUGUAGGACUCUGUCAAAAGAAUGACCCCUUUCCCCCCUACAUACCCACAACUGCACAGGUUAAAACAGAAAUCUUGUCAUUUGAUAAUUGUAAUCCACGCCGGGCGCAGUGGUUCACACCUGUAAUCCCAGCACUUUGGGAGGCUGAGUCAGGUGGAUCACGAGGUUAGGAGUUCAAGACAAGCCUGGCCAAGAUGGUGAAACCCUGUCUCUACUAAAAGUACAAAAACUAGCCAGGUGCGGCGGCAGGAACCUGUAAUCCCAACUACUCGGGAGGCUGAGGCAGGAGAAUCAUUUGAACUUGGGGGCAGAGGUUGCAGUGAGCUGAGAUCAUGUCACUGCACUCCAGCCUGGGUGGCAGAGUGAGACUCCCUUUAAAAAAAAAAAAAUGUAAUCCACAUGGGCUGGGUUAGGCACUUUAGUAGUUCUUGUAACAUCUGGCACAGUCUCUUACAGUAAAUCUUCAAUAAUAAAUACUUGAUUUAGAGAUUAGAAUUUACAGGUAAGAUACUCCUGAGAGAGGUAAGGGGAAUCUAACAUUCGCCUAAGAAACAGGAAGCGGGUAGCAGUAGGCCCUGGGGUACCGCUGCUGGGAGGGGCCUUCCAGAUUUAGGCGGACCCAGGCCAGAGGCAACAGGCAUACAGAGGGAAAGAGGCGUUUUGCUCCUUCCUGGUGGAAUAAUGCUGAAUCCUUGCAGCCUCUGGACAGAUGUGGGAAGGCACCAUCUCAAGAGGGGAGGAGCGGGGCUGGUCCUGGUCGGGCGGACCUGAGUGGGGCAGCCGCUCUCCCGGAACUGGAAGGGAAAGCCAGGGGGCUCUCAGGGGCCGUUGGUGUUGGUGUCGGAGCCGGGCGGGUCGAACGCCCAGGGCACUGCGCCCCGUAGCUGCCGCUCCUGCAAGGAAAAGCUCUGGGUGCGUAUGCGGCUUGUCACCUCCUGGGUGCGCAGCGUGAGCCCAAAAAUGUCUUCGUGGUAGCGUUGCUGAUCCUGGCGGAAAAGAGCGCAGUGGAUCAGAACCCGUCGGAUACCUUAGCAGGAACCCCGCAAGCCCGGGGCCUAGUCCCCGCCUCGGGCCCGGCCCGCCCCUCCGCACCCGCAGCAAGCCGAUGACGUCGCCGGCCUCGUCCAGCUCCAUGUCGCCCUCCGUCGCCAGGAUGCGCUGCACUGUCUGCAGGACGUUGGUUGCCAUGGUGACAUCGCCGCAGACAAACAUGUGGCCCCGCUCGAGGCACAGCACGCGGUGCACCUCCGCAGCCAGCUCCGUCCUCAGGAUGUCCUGCACGUUACCAUUGCGCGCUCAGGGUCUCACACCUUGGGGUUGUCAGGUUCCCGGGAGAAGGCAGUGAGGACUCGGCCAAACACCCCGCGCUGCUGGGCGUUCUGCACCUCGUCGCGGUAGAGAUGGUCGAGUUGGGAGCAUCGGCAGCCAAACACCAAAGUCAUGGGAGUGGGCUGCAGCCCUGCAAAAAACCCCGCGCUUGGGAAGGCCCUUCUCCGAGGCACAGUGCUAGUGGGACCUCCCCACUAGCCACCCUCGCCCAGCCUGGCAGCCCAGCGUUUUGGGCUGAAGCUAUUACUUUCAUCUCCAAGAGGGUGCAGAAUGCUUUCACAGAGACCCUGCACAGCCCUGAUUUACAGAAGGAAGGGAAGCCCCGGUGAGGUGGUGGCCCCUGGUGGAGCUGCGCUAGAAUGUGAGGCUUGGGACUCAGAAUUCCAUGCCCUUUGCACUGUGUUACAUCGAAGUCCCCUUCCCUGCUCCCACUUCAUAUUUUCCCACACUUUUAACUCUCCUCCCAGUCACAGCCCUCUUCUUUUGAUUGACAGACUACCCUGGGCACCCGGUGCUCAAUCUGAACACCUUGUAGCAUCCUUAGGUCUUGGACAGAACUUGGUCAGCUCUGGCACAGUCAAGAAUCCACCUUGGGCAGUUCUUCUUUGAGUCUUAGCCCUAAUCCCUUCGAAAAUUCUAUUUUCCUUUGUCCUUAAUCCAGUCAACACCUACUAUGUGCCAGGCACCAGGAAGCCAGACACACAGGGCCCAGCCCUUGCCUUCGGUACCUGCCCUCCCCUUGGUCUCAGGAGCGUCUUUUCAGCUUUGUGGCCUCUGUUUCCUGCUCUCUCUUUCCUAUCUAUUUCCUGCCUUCCAGCCCCACCGCUCUGUCCCUAGAUUGUGUGACUCCUUGCAGUCAGUCCUUUAGUCGCCAGCCUCACCUUUGCUCUCAAUGUCAUGCAGCCGCUCCUGCCAGAAUCCCCGGAAGGGGGCAAUGCCAGUGCCUGGGCCCACCAGGAUGCAGGGCAAGCUGGGAUCAGGUGGCAGCCGGAAGGAGGGAGCCCUGGCAGGAGAGACACUCCAUCAGGUCCCCUUUGCCAUCCCUGCUCCCCCAUUCUCACCAUGCAGGGUGGGUGGAGCGAGGAGGAACCAGGCUCUCCUGAUAAAUAAGUUGAUAUUCAUGAAGUCCUUAAA